This is a messenger RNA of Thermothelomyces thermophilus ATCC 42464, 4452 nucleotides long. RefSeq lists its product as uncharacterized. The transcript has 4 exons. Gene Ontology annotation, biological process: lagging strand elongation; mitotic DNA replication initiation; leading strand elongation. The record is from RefSeq and is a predicted model, not a curated record. NCBI's taxonomy places the organism in Eukaryota, Fungi, Ascomycota, Sordariomycetes, Sordariales, Chaetomiaceae. Gene Ontology annotation, molecular function: DNA-directed DNA polymerase activity; single-stranded DNA binding; pyrimidine nucleotide binding. The coding region runs from base 1 to 4452 and encodes 1483 amino acids. Gene Ontology annotation, cellular component: alpha DNA polymerase:primase complex.
AUGCCCAAAGCGAGCAAGCGCGACAAGUUUGCCGAGUUCCGCGCUCUGCGCCAGGCGGGCAAGAAGAAGUUCGACACGUACGAGGUCGAGGACGCCCCGACUCUCUAUGAGGAGGUCGACGAGGACCAGUACAAGAAGAUUGUGCGAGCCCGCCUCAACGAGGACGAUUUCGUCGUCGAUGACAACGGCGAGGGGUAUGCCGACGACGGCCGCGAAGAGUGGGACCGUGUGCAGACGUACUACGACUCCGAGAGCGACGAUGCCGUACCAGUACGCGGGAAGGACCGCAAGUCCAAGAAGCAACGCGACGAUGAGCAGGCAAAACGAGACGCCAACGACCGGGACAUCUCCGAAUACUUCAUGAAGGGCGCUGCCAAGGCGCAGUCCAAGCCCAAGGUCAUCAAAACCGAGGAUGACCAGAAAUUCAUCGACGACCUCCUUGAGGAGGUCGAUGCGAACGUCGUCCCGAUGCCCGUAUCGAGGAUAUCGAAGAAGAGGGACAGAUCGGCCGAAAGGAGGAAGACUCGGCCGCUGUCUCCGCCGCGAGAAGCCCGGCAGCCAGCGCCCAAGAAGACAAAGAUGCUGGAUGGCAGCGCAUCGUCGCCCUUGGCCAGCGACGUUGCCAUGAUUGAAGACGACUUUGUGCCACCUGCGGCUGUGGAAGACGAGCCUGCUGCGCCCGUCGACGUGGUCAUGAGCGAUCCUGCGCCGUCUUCGCCCGCCGCAACGGCUGCCGAGCGGAGAACACAGCCCAAGGUGGACGCGGACGAAUAUGACAAUGACGAUGACGACGACGAAAUGAUAGAGGUUGCGCAUGCUGGCGCCGUGGCUGCCGCAAGCGUCAACUUAUCCGCCUCGAAGCAAAUCAAAAAUGUCACCAAGCCAGACCCGCCCCCCAAGAGCUCGUCGCCUGUCAGGGCCCCGGAGAGUGCGGUCGACGCAUCCUCGUGGAACGGCAUCAACGAGAAGCUCAAUGUCAUCAGCAGCUCGCAACCGGAGGCCAGGAGCCUAGGCAAGAUUGACUACAAGGAUGCCAUCGAGGAAGACGGGAGCUUGAACAUGUACUGGACCGACUACACCGAGCUGAACGGCAGCUUGUGUCUCUUUGGCAAGGUCCUCAACAAAAAGACCGGCCGCUACGUGAGCUGCUUUGUCAAGGUUGACAACAUCUUGCGAAAGCUCUACUUCCUGCCCCGGAAGCACCGAGUGCGCGGCGGCGUCGAGACGACGGAGCAGGUCGAGAUGAUGGACGUCUACCAAGAGGUCGACGCCAUCAUGACCAAGAUGAACGUCCAGAUGCACAAGAUCAAGGCCUGCACCCGAAAGUACGCGUUCGAGUUGCCCGACAUCCCGGCUGAGGCUCAGUACCUGAAGCUGCUCUACCCCUACACCAAGCCCCCCCUGGAGCUCGGAACCAAGGGCGAGACCUUCUCGCACGUCUUCGGCACCAACACAUCACUGUUUGAACAGUUCGUUCUCUGGAAGAAGAUCAUGGGACCAUGCUGGCUCAGGAUUGAGGACGCAGACUUUGGCGCCCUGCGAAACGCGUCACACUGCCGGCUCGAAGUGUUGGUUGAGCAUCCAAACAUGAUCGCGCCGAUAGGCGAGAGCGAGAGCGAAGAUGCACCUCCGCUCACUCUCAUGAGCAUCGCUCUGCGCACCAUGUUCAACGCCAAAGAGAACAAGCAGGAGAUCUUGGCUAUCAGCGCGAGGAUCUACGAGGACGUGUCACUCACGGACACGACCCCCGCCGAUAAACUGCCCUGCCGGACCUUCACCAUCGUCCGGCCGCAAGGGAAUGCCUUCCCCCUCGGGUUCGAGAAGAUGGCCAGAGAACGGAGAAAGGGGCUGAUCAAGCUCAUGAAGCAGGAGUCGGAUAUUCUGUCCUUCUUCCUGGCGCAGGUCGAUCUCGUCGACCCUGAUGUCAUUCUCGGGCAUCAGUUCGAGGGCGUUGACUACAGCAUCCUGCUGAACCGCCUCUACGAGAAGAAGACGCACCAAUGGUCCCGGCUAGGGAGAUUAAGACGGUCCGCGUGGCCGUCGUCCAUCGGAAAAGUCGGUGGCAACGUCUUUGCGGAACGCAAGGUCAUGGCUGGCCGCCUGUUGUGCGACCUCGCCAACGAUGCCGGCAAAUCCGUCAUGUUCAAGUGCCAGUCGUGGAGUCUGACGGAGAUGUGCAGCCUCUACCUCUCGGGUGACAACCGUCGGCAGGAUGUCGACAACGAACACGCGCUCAAGACGUUGGCCACCUCCAAAGAGGGCCUGAUGGACUACCUAACGCAUGCCGAGACCGACACCUACUUCAUCGCCGCCCUGGCCCUCAGGACCCAGAUUCUUCCGCUCACUAAGAUUCUCACCAACCUGGCAGGGAACUCGUGGGCCAGGACGCUUACCGGCACCCGUGCAGAGCGCAACGAGUACAUUCUGCUCCACGAGUUCCACAACCAAAAGUACAUCUGCCCGGACAAGCAACCCUUGCGGGGGCGGGGCCGCUUCGACGAGGAGAACCAGGAAGAGGACGGUGGCGAGGGCCAGAAGAAAGACAAGUACAAGGGCGGUCUCGUUUUCGAGCCCGAGAAGGGGCUCUACGACAAGUUCGUCCUCGUCAUGGACUUCAACUCUCUUUACCCAUCCAUCAUCCAGGAGUACAACAUCUGCUUCACCACGGUGGAUCGGACGUCUGUGUCGGGUGAUGAGGAAGGGGUACCCCCCGUCCCGACCGUCAAGGAAGAAGCCAUCCUUCCUAAGCUCAUCAGGAGAUUGGUCGAGCGGCGGAAGGUAGUGAAAGGUCUGAUGAAGUCACCCAAUGCGACACCCGAGAACAUCGCGACCUGGGAUAUCAAGCAGCUUGCCCUGAAGCUGACUGCCAACUCCAUGUAUGGCUGUCUCGGGUUUACCAAGUCUCGCUUUUACGCAAGACCCCUGGCCGUGCUCACCACGUUCAAGGGUCGUGAGAUCCUUCGCAGCACCAAGGAGCUGGCCGAGAGCCUGAAUCUGCAGGUCAUCUACGGCGACACAGACUCCGUCAUGAUCAAUGCCAACGUUGACAACAUGCGCGAUGCGCUCAAGGUCGGUUCUGAGUUCAAGAACCAGGUCAACAAGCGGUAUCAGCGGCUCGAGAUCGACAUCGACAACAUCUUCCGCCGCAUUCUCCUCCAAGCGAAGAAGAAGUACGCCGCCAUCAACAUGGUGGAGGUCAACGGCAAGUACAUCGACAAGAUGGAGGUCAAGGGUCUCGACAUGAAACGUCGCGAGUACUGCCCCUUGUCGAGGGAGGUCUCGACGCGCAUCCUGGACGAGAUCCUCUCGGGCGAAGACACCGAAGUCUCUGUCCAGCGCAUCCACGCGUACCUGCGCGAGAUCUCGGGCAAGAUGCGCGAGCAAGCGAUCCCCCCUGCCAAGUACAUCAUCCUCACCCAGCUCGGAAAGGCGCCCAAGGAAUACCCCAACGCGGACAACAUGCCCCAGGUCCAGGUCGCCCUCCGCGAGCUCGCGCGCGGGAAGACGCUGCGAAAAGGCGACGUCGUAUCGUACAUCAUCACGGGCGACAGCAAGACUACCUCGGAGCCGGCCGCCAAGCGCGCCUACACGCCGCAGGACGUGCUCAAGCCCGACUCGGGCCUGACCCCCGACGUCGAGUGGUACCUCGGCAAGCAGAUCUUCCCCCCCGUCGAGCGCCUCUGCGCAAACAUCGUCGGCACCUCGACCGCCCAGCUCGCCGACAACCUCGGCCUCGACGUCCGCCGGUACGUCAACAACGGCGCUUCCUCCUCCAGCUCGUCCGGCGGCAAGCACGACCACGAGAUCCACCCGCUCGAGUCCCAGAUCCCCGACGCGGUCCGCUUCCGGGACUGCGCCCGCCUCACUCUGCGCUGCCGCUCCUGCAAGGCGAGCGCGCCCUUCGAGGGCCUCGUCGGCUCCGCCGACCGCGUCACCCCUUCGGGCGUGUCCUGCCCCAGCUGCAAGGCCAUCCUGCCGACCCUCUCCAUCGUCGCCCAGGUCGAGAGCGCCGUGCGCGCCCAGACGGCGCGCUACUACGAGGGCUGGCUCGUCUGCGACGACUCGAGCUGCGGCAACCGCACCCGCCAGAUGAGCGUCUACGGCAGCCGGUGCCUGGGGCCUAAGGGGCUGGGCCGCGGCUGCACCGGCCGCAUGCGCUACGAGAUGAGCGAGCGGGACAUGUACAAUCAGCUGCUCUACUUUGCCUCGCUGUGGGACGUCGAUCGGGCCUUGAAGCGCGUCUCGGCUUCCGCCGACGGCGGCGGCGGCGGCGGCGGCGGCGAGGCCCUUCCGCCCGGGGAGCUGAGGGACAAUGUGGUCGCCCUGGCGGAUCACAACAGAACUAGGUUUUCCACCGUGAAGGGCGUGGUGGAGAAGUACUUGGAGAAGUGUGGCCGGCAGUGGGUGGCGAUGGAUACUCUGUUCUCAAAACUGGGACUCAUGGUCGCUUAG